Molecule: messenger RNA, 1552 nt
Organism: Myotis lucifugus (little brown bat)
Lineage: Eukaryota; Metazoa; Chordata; Mammalia; Chiroptera; Vespertilionidae
Gene: SBDS
Product: SBDS, ribosome maturation factor
Exons: 4
Coding region: 183-617 (144 amino acids)
Biological process (GO): ribosome biogenesis
Source: RefSeq, a predicted model, not a curated record
CUGCAAAGGACGGAAGAUCUCAUCAGUGCAUUUGGAACAGAUGACCCAGACUGAAAUCUGUAAGCAGGUGGGUUUUAACAGCUGCAGCAUAACUGACCCGUCUGUAGUAUGAGUACUAAGAGAUUUUGACUAAAGGGGAGGUUCAAGUAUCAGAUAAAGAACGGCACACACAGCUGGAGCAAAUGUUUAGGGACAUUGCAACUAUUGUAGCUGACAAAUGUGUGAACCCUGAAACAAAGAGACCAUACACUGUUAUCCUUAUCGAGAGAGCAAUGAAGGACAUCCACUAUUCAGUCAACACCAACAAGAGUACAAAACAGCAGGCUUUGGAAGUGAUAAAGCAGUUAAAGGAGAAAAUGAAGAUAGAACGUGCUCACAUGAGACUUCGGUUCAUUCUUCCAGUGAAUGAAGGAAAAAAGCUGAAAGAAAAACUCAAGCCACUGAUCAAGGUUAUAGAAAGUGAGGACUACAAUCAACAAUUAGAAAUUGUGUGUCUAAUUGACCCAGGCUGCUUCAGAGAAAUUGAUGACCUAAUACAAAAGGAGACAAAAGGCAAAGGUUCUUUGGAAGUGCUCAAUCUGAAAGAUGUGGAAGAAGGAGAUGAGAAAUUUGAAUGACAUUCAUCAGUCUCUUCUGCUUUGAAACACUAAAACGUUUUCAUUUCCCACUGUCCUGUUUUCUUUCUGUGGUCUGCCAAAUACUUGCUCAAAUUAGUUUGUUUUCUGCCUUUGUGUUAAACAAAAGACUGCUAAAUUAUAAUUGUGGUUAAUUUAGUUUUAUUUGUAAAUUGGGAUUUUAGGGGAAAAUGAAAAAUUAAAGACACAGAAGUCCAGAGAAGCAUUUUGCUGUCUCAUGCCAUUGUAGCUUUCCAAGGUGAAAGUUAUUUGAGCAGCUCUUGUGAAUAAAAAGUUAAGUUUUGUACAUUAUAAUAAGAGUAAUUUCGGAAGGAUAUGUCUGUAUAAUCAAAAGGGAGUAUUUGCUGAAAAAGAAAACAGUGCUUACUUCUACUUAAUGAAAUGCAUGUAUAGGGGUAACUAUAUCUUGGCCUAAUAUACAGCUUGGAUAAUGGCUUCAUAAUCAGCUGAAAAAUAUGACUGUGCAACACAAAUUUCAUUAAACAUGCUGCCAUAACAUAGAUUAUUCCUGGUUAAAAAAAGUCAUUUAUUUCUAAUUCUUAAAGUUUAUAAUAUAUGUUAAUAUAGUCAAAAUUAUGAAAUCAAUAAAGCCACUCUUUAUUGUUACUAAACUAUGGCUUGAGUUUCUGGACAGCUUCCUCACUCCCUUUUUUUCCCUUCUGCCUCUUAUCUGGUCAAGUUUUGUUAGCAGGAUUAAAUAAUCAGUAUGAGCAGUACUUAGAACAGCGCCUGUUCUGAUAAACACCUGCUGUAUCUUAGCUGAUAUUAUCGGAGAUUGCAUUUAUUUUAGUAUUAACACUUAAAUGAACAUUGUGCAAGUUUUUUUUUAAAUCUACUUGUUCUCAAAAGAGAUAUUCUAUAAUGUAAAUUUAUGUUUCACUCAAAAUAAACAUACAGAUGUGUUUUGUGGACAGAAA